AUGCUGCGCUGCCGCUUCCUCGUGUCAGUCCAGGGGGCUUCCGUGGAUCAUCCGGCGCUGCUGAAGAGCAAGCGCCUGGGCCGCUCCUCUCGCGCAGCUAUGUUCAAGGACUCGGUAGAUUCACAGAUGUUCGCGGCUAUGCUUGCACUAACUACAUCUAACUACGACACUAUGACAUGCUGGCUACGUGCACCGAAGCUGCUCGUGGCCCACAGCAGGAUCGCGAUGCCAGCCGAGUUGGUGCGCCGUCCGCGGCGACAGCUCAGUUCGGAGGAGAAGGACUUGCUUUUCCGAUUUCGCUGGAGCCUGACGGACCAGCCUGGUGCCUUGACCAAGUUCCUCCACGCAGUGGACUGGUCGCACGUGGAGGCCGGGACACCAAAGCCUCGUGCUCGCAGCUAA
This is a messenger RNA of Symbiodinium natans, 402 nucleotides long. The record is from the annotation of a GenBank genome assembly. NCBI's taxonomy places the organism in Eukaryota, Dinophyceae, Suessiales, Symbiodiniaceae.